AUGCUGGUCGAAACAUCGGGUGGACCUCCACCACGCCGUUUUGGGCAAGGCCCCAAGAAGCUCGCCAGUGACGUAUCCCGGCUGCUGACCACUAGCGCCGUGCGUGGGUGUCGACUAAGACCCGCGCCAGCCCAAUCUACCAGAUGCCACCCCUCAUCACCAACCAGCAAGAAGAGCAACCAACCGGGCAGCCAGCUCGCCAGCCAGCUAGCCAGCCAGCACGUCCGUCACAUCACGGCAGGCCGACACCAGCCAUGUUUCUCGUCUGGCCGGCCCGCCUACUCGCCUUAGGGCGGGCGUCGGAGGGUGGG
Messenger RNA from Gaeumannomyces tritici R3-111a-1, 311 nucleotides. RefSeq lists its product as hypothetical. The record is from RefSeq and is a predicted model, not a curated record. Lineage: Eukaryota; Fungi; Ascomycota; Sordariomycetes; Magnaporthales; Magnaporthaceae. Bases 1 to 291 code for a protein of 96 amino acids. The transcript has a single exon.